This is a messenger RNA of Acipenser ruthenus (sterlet), 4689 nucleotides long. RefSeq names its product zinc finger protein 300-like. Lineage: Eukaryota; Metazoa; Chordata; Actinopteri; Acipenseriformes; Acipenseridae. The transcript is spliced from 3 exons. Gene Ontology annotation, molecular function: DNA-binding transcription factor activity; RNA polymerase II cis-regulatory region sequence-specific DNA binding. Gene Ontology annotation, biological process: regulation of transcription by RNA polymerase II. Bases 399 to 1658 code for a protein of 419 amino acids. The record is from RefSeq and is a predicted model, not a curated record.
UUUGUUUAGGUGCUGGGGAGGGAAGCGGUCACUUUUAGCAGGGUAUGUUUUUGGUGUUUAUAGUAUUAGGUUGGGGUGUAAAAUGUUCCCUAGUGAUUUAUAAACACCUUCAUGGAGUUCUGGAGACAAACAGUCCCUUUUCUGUUUUAUUUCAGAACGGACAGAGAUGUUUAAUAGCUUGUCCGUUUGACUUUUUACUGAGAAAACAAACGCGUUCAAGUUCAAAUUGCGAAAGUCGAAAGCUACGCCUUGCAAAGUCAAACGAGUCUGUUUUUAUUUUCUAAUCACAACAGAAUAAUCUAUGAUUUUAUAUGAAUGUUAAUUUUCCAGUAAAAAAAAUCUAUAUAUAUAACAUUUAAAAGCAAAGCGGAUUCCUGCUACACUAACAGUCAGUGAAGAUGGACGUCAGCGUCUCCGUGUCGUUCCUUCAAGACGAGCUCGCCUCUACCAUCGAGCACGCAGUGAAAGCGGCUGUAGACACCGUCUUGUGCCAAAUCACAAAAGUUGUCGGCGGCAAAUUCACUGAAUUCCGAAUGGAAAUGGCUGGAAAGGAGAAAGAGAAUGAAAGUCUGAAGCUGAGAUUGGAAAUAUCAGAGAGCGAGUUGAAAGCAGUGCGGGAAUGCAUGAACGCUGCAGAUGCAGACAUUAAACAACCUCUCAGAAACAUGAACCCCGACUGCAAUGAACAAGACUUUCAGAGGAUCGAGAACCAGGGAUUAUUUCAAGAUCCCAAAGAGAGCCAUGCUGUACCUAAAUCUGAAGCACAGGAGGGGCCAAGGAUAGAAGCAGUUUACACACAAGAGGAGUCCUUUGACCAGGAGUGGUGUGCAAGUCUAAAGCAGGUUACAGAGCUGACAUGUGUUAAAGAUGAAGAGGUCCCUCGACUCGAAUGUGUUCCUAUUAAAGAGGAAUUCAUAGAACAGGAUUGCGUCCCCAUCGCAGAGGAGGUUCCUACUGAAAAUAAUGUCUGUACACUUGAGGAGAACAACACACUGGGAUCCAGCCUGUGUGAUGAUUGUCCACCUGAAUGUGAACUGGGAUUUAGAGCUGCUAAAGGGAAUCACACUGGAGGGACUCGGUUUCCCUGUGCUGAUUGUGGGAAGAGUUUCAGUCGUUUAUCACAUCUUAAAAUCCACCACCGCAUUCACACAGGAGAGAAACCGUAUCACUGUUUUGAGUGUGGGAAGACAUUCAUUCGUGUAGCCCAGCUUAAAAUCCACCAGCGCGUUCACACAGGAGAUAAACCUCAUCACUGCACUGAGUGUGGGAGGAGUUUCACGCAAUUACAAAAUUUUAAAAUCCACCAGCGUGUUCACACAGGAGAGAAACCUUAUCACUGCGCUGAGUGUGGGAAGACAUUCAGUCGUUUAUCACAGCUUAAAAUCCACCAGCGCGUUCACACAGGUGAUAAACCUCAUCACUGCACUGAGUGUGGGAGGAGUUUCACGCAGUUACAAAAUCUUAAAAUCCACCAGCGUGUUCACACGGGAGAGAAACCUUAUCACUGCACGGAGUGUGGGAAGAGCUUCACACGAUUAGAAAGUCUUCAAACACACCAGCGCAUUCAUACAGGAGAGAAACCGUAUCACUGCUCUGAGUGUGGGAGGAGAUUCAGUUGUUUAUCAAACCUUAAAAGACACCAGUGCAGUCAUGCAUGAGAGACACUUCAUCACUGUACAGAACGUGGGAUGAGAUUCACCUGUUUUAAGUUCCUUGAAAAUCCACCAACGGACUCACAAAAAAGAAAUCAAUGUAGUGAAUGCCUGAAGAGGUUCAGUCACAUAUCAUACUUUAAAAGACACCAUAAAUUCACACGAGUGAAGCCCUAUCCCUGUACUGAAUGUGUGAAGAAGUUCAGUAAGUUACUGGGUCUUGAGAGACACAUGAGAAUUCACAGAAUUGAAGCCACUUGAGGACAUCUAAACACCAGGGGUGUAUGUGACUAAAAUACAGAAAUAUUUACUGAAAACAAAAGAAUAUACUUGCUUGAUAAAUAGUGUUACUCUGAAUCACUUCAGAUCAAAAACCUGCAGUCAUAGGUGAAAAAUAUGAACUAUAACAUCUUGUUUGGACCAUUCAUCACAUUAAUAAUCUAUUAAAUAGAUUGUAAUUGCUUCUGCUUUUACAAAAAUAAUUUAAAAGAAUUAUUCCUAAAAACUGAAAUAUUCUCUUCAGAUGUGGUGCUGUCUUUGUCUGUCCUGAAUCCAAAAUAAACAGGAAACACUUCUUGGGGGGGAAAAAACUUGGACACAACAUACCCUGCUUUUUAAAUGUGGACAAUCCUAUCUUGUAGCUGCUGAAUGAAACAUUGAUAAUUUGCUGGUCUAAUAAAUAAAGGUGUAUUGUUAAAAAAAACAUGUUGGUGUUAUGGAAAAUCAUAUCGGUGAUUUAUGUAUGUACGCACCACAUGUAAAAUAUAUUUCAUGAUUCAAAUACAGCUGUGAUACACCUGCACUGUAAUUCAAUUUUGAAUAUAAGCUGUUUUCUAAGAGCACCAUACCAAGUGUUACUGAUUGGCUAAUCAGACUCGCUAUAGUGAAAGAGCACACUGACAGUUACAUGCAGACACGCCUGAAUUCAUUUUGUUUGAAAAUUCAAGAGCUCAAAGCAACGCCAAUGGUCUACAUGAGUGUGCCCCAGACCAAUCCUUUGUGAGUCAAACCAUGCCUUCAAAUGAAAAAGCGUGGAUUUUACAAAUGGAAGAAAGGACCUGGUCAUGAACAUGCGGGCCAAUUUAGGUGUCGAUUGACUUUGCCGUUUAAGACAAGAAGAUUGUUGAAUAUUUGGCGCCAAUCCAGCGUAGCGGGCAAAGUAAUUGUUCGCUCGACCUCGAUUGAUCAUAUGUUUUUUUUAUAGGCCAUUGCUAAAUAUCUGCUGCCAUUGUCACAGUUCCACCUUAAGUUGUUUUUAACAGCAAGAGUUUUGAAAAAUUCCCAAAGUUUCCACGAGAUCCAAUAUGGCGGUCGAACCAUGUGACUUUUUCAUUCGGGGACGCCAGUCUGGUUGUUCAGCCAUAGGCAUCUACUUACGUAUGCGUUUUCAUAACUCUGCAAUGUUGUUUGUGCGGAAUAAUAAUAAUAAUAAUAAUAAUAAUAAUAAACACAGCAAUAACAAUGGGCUUCCCCAGUCUUUGGCUUGGAACCCUAAUUAACACAGAUUAUUCCAUUAUUAGUCAUGUUCAUUAAUAGUGUUAAUUAACGUUUAAACUCUUUUGAAAACAACAAGUAAUGUCUAUGCUUGGUAAUGCACUGUAGUCAUUCAGCAAAAUUUCUUCAGUAAGCCCAGAGCAGGAGAUGGAAUGUUUCAAAAUGCUUUUCUGAGCAUGGUUCUUUGUGAAGUAUUAAAGACUACGUGGAUCUCUGUAAAUAGUGGCUUUUGAAUAGGAUAGUGUGAAAACGAUUCAAGAUUCUGUUUUAGCAGUGUUAAAAGAAACUUUUCUCCCUUUGCAUCAAGUUCCAGUCAAGGUCUCCAAUGCUCCUUCGUUUCUGCCAUGUAACUGAAAGGUAAGGAGCUUUUGUGGAGUGCUCUUUCUAAUAAGUCUUGAAAUACACACUACACUGAAGGUGAUGACGUAUUAACGUCACUGAUAACAGGAUUUAUUUGGCCAGUUUAGGGUUCUGUUGCCACGGUAGCGCAACUAUAGUUAGGGUUGAACUGGGUGCCCCGUUUUAAACUCCUGACUUUGCAGUUUAAUAACUUUUGGCGGGGUUUGUCAAAAUUGCCCACAAACACGCAUGUUCCAUUCACUUGCAAUGUUGUGAAAGCGUGGAGGGUUUUGUGAGAUGUUAAACCGUUCCUGAGAAAAUAAGCGCCUGGUAUCCAGAACUUUGUGAAAUUCUCUCAAAAAAGAAUCCCUCCCCUGAAGCGGUAUGUUUGGAAACAACUCCCUGGCCGAUUGGGCCGUUUCACAAAAGCAACCAAUCAUCUUCUUGUGUCGGCAUGAUUGACGGGGUAGGAUAUCCUGUCACUCCCCUGAAGGAGUGUACUUGUUACACGAGUCGUUUGCUGAUUGGGUCAGCAAAACGGUGUUAAGUGCACAGCAGGCCACUCUGGGAUUUGUAGUUUAGAGGGAGCUGUGAAACAAUGCAAUCUGAUAGACACGCUCUGCAGUUUGAACUACAGCUCCCAGAAUGCACACCAAACUGCUUCAUAAGUCAAAGACAGUAUUUAAGGUGGUAGAACCCUUCAGGUUGAAUUUUAUUCUUACAAUUUCUGAUUUAAAACGGUAUGUUGUGCUGCUUUACGUUGAUUGAUUAUAUUUGAAUUUAACCAAAAAAUAUUGGUAAAUUUAAUAAAUUAAAUACAUUCACAAUGUUGAGUUUUACCAUUUUGAAGCCAAGCCACCUUCAACUAAACUAAAAUAAAGUCCAGGCAGCAAUACAUCACUUACCCAGUGAAACCUUUACUGGGACGACAAUUGUUUUAAAUGGUACAUUUAAAUAACAUCUUGGAGAGGUUUGCAUUACAUGGUUAUUUGGAAUACAAUACAAUGAAAGCAAACACACUCCAUAUUGCAGGUUAAAAAGGCCACACUUUCCAAAGGAAGUCUGUUUGUAUUUUUCUCUGUGCAAAAUUUAGCAAGAAAUCUCUGGUAAUGGGGUAGAAAUAUGCAUGUAUGUGUCUUGUAUUAUUUACUAUAAUAAUGGUCGCCAAGUUAUCUAUCUAUCUAUCUAUCUAUCAUUAUUAUUA